Messenger RNA from Acanthochromis polyacanthus (spiny chromis), 6507 nucleotides. RefSeq names its product Rho guanine nucleotide exchange factor (GEF) 1b (gene arhgef1). Gene Ontology annotation, biological process: G protein-coupled receptor signaling pathway; intracellular signal transduction. The record is from RefSeq and is a predicted model, not a curated record. The coding region runs from base 119 to 3118 and encodes 999 amino acids. The transcript is spliced from 30 exons. Lineage: Eukaryota; Metazoa; Chordata; Actinopteri; Pomacentridae. Gene Ontology annotation, molecular function: guanyl-nucleotide exchange factor activity; G protein-coupled receptor binding. Gene Ontology annotation, cellular component: cytoplasm.
UUUUUUCCCCCACUGACACACGGCAACUUUCGAACAGGAAACUCAUUAGACGCUUCGCCUGUCGUUUUCUCUGUAUUUGCGGCAGGGUGCGUUUGGUGCUCACUGCUCUAACCCAGCUAUGAGCAUCAUCGGGGCUGAGGAUGAAGAUUUUGAGAAUGAUCUGAACGAUGUGACGGAUGACCAGUCCCCGCACUUCAGCAACAUAGAGCUGCUGAAGGAGCGGCCGACCCACCUGCUGGUCUUCAUGCAACAUGUCAUUCUACAGUUUGACCCUGCUCCCUUGCUGUGUUACCUCCAUGCUGACCUCUUCAGGAGCCUCAGUGCCAAAGAGACCAAGAAACAGUUUGUGGAGUUCUACAAUACCUUCUUGGACAAGGGUGCCAUUCUCAGAGUGACAGUACCACUUUCUAUAUCAUAUGAAUUGGACCGGACCCGUCCAGAUCUGCUCUCAGAAGAGACUCAAAGGCGUUUUGCUCAGGAGGUUCAGAACCUGCAGACUACUGAAGUGGUAAAACAGUUGGAGGAUUUCAGGCAAAAGAGGAGGAUGGGUAUGACCCCCAGUGAGGCUGAGCUAAAUGAUGUGGAGAAUCACUAUCCCACCGACCGCAUCCCGAUGGAAAUGAAGGAAAAGUCUGUGGCUGAGAACCUGCUGGAGAAGAUGUCUGAGACACAACCUACGAUUGUCUCAGACGAUGAAAAAUGCCAAUCCAUCUUUACUGCAGUGGCCUUCUACAUGAAGCACCUCGGGGUUAAAUCCAGGGCAGUGGACAGUAAGAAGUCUAGAGGAGGCUUCUUCAGGAGUAAGCUGGUAAAGAAUAAGAAGGAUGAAUCCACAAAGCCCAAGCCCAGAGGAGUGUUUCCUGGCAUUCCAAGCUGGAUUGGAGGCAACACUGAGGUCAAACCUGAAACGGAGGCUAAAGCGGAAAAGGAGAAAGUGGCUCUGGAUCGUAAAGGCCCUGCUCCUGGCAGAGGCUCCUUGACUGACCCUGCAGUCCCUGCCCUCUCUAGCAGAAAGGCUGGUUCCAGUGGAAGCCCUGCCUCACUGCCUGGACUAGAGAUCAGUGAUGGUUCGGGCAACAACAUCAUCAGCACUGUCAACAGCCCAGAGUCUUUACACACUGAUGGUCUUUCUAGCAAUCGCUUAGAGCCCCCAGUACUGUCAGACGGGGGUGAUGUUUCCCCCGUCGGGAUUUCUGGUGGGCCAACCUUUGGGGAGCCCAGCUCACCUUGUGACGCACCCACAGAUGAGACUGUGGAGAAAGACAGUGUUGAUGGAACAGUUUUAGUUCCUGAAGGACCUGGCCAGUCCCCCACCUGUCCGUCACCACAGCUGGAGGAGAUGGAGCCACGUCUCUUGGAGUUUGAGCAGGACCCAGCCAACUGGAGAGAGCUGGCCUCUCCUGAAGCCUUGUCCAGCCUCAACAAAAAGGAGACCAAAAGGCAGGAAGUUAUUAAUGAGUUGUUUGCAACAGAGCAUGCCCAUGUGAGAAUGCUAAGUGUCCUUCAGAUGGUCUUCUCCAAACCAUUGGAGAGGGAAGAACUCCUGACUGCUACUGAGCUGGCGACCAUCUUCCCCAACCUCGAUGAGAUCAUUGAAAUGCACUAUAACUUCUACGAGAACCUGAAAAAGCUGCGGCGGGAAGACAACUUCGUAGUUAAAUCCAUCAGCACCACAGUGCUCAACAGAUUCGGUGGUACAGAGGGUGAGUGGUUUCAGAAGCUGACAGCCCGAUUCUGCAGUCACCAGUCAUGGGCCCUGGAUCAGAUUAAGAGCAGACAGAGGAAAGAGCCACGCUUCAAUUCCUUUAUACAGGAGGCAGAGAGUAAGCCCCAGUGCCGCAGGCUGCAGCUCAAGGACAUUAUUCCUAUAGAGAUGCAGAGACUGACCAAGUAUCCAUUGCUGUUGGAGAAUAUUGCAAAGAACACAGAGAACCCAACAGAGAAGGAGAGCAUCCAGCAGAGUGCAGAAUGCUGCAGAAAAAUCCUCAACCAUGUCAACGAGGAGGUCAAAGUAAUGGAGAACCUGUUGACUGUGAAGGACUACCAGCGUAGAUUGGACACAUCAGGUCUUAAACCCAGUACCGAGCUUUAUACUGAAUAUAAAAACAUUGACUUGACUCAGAAGAAGAUGCUUUAUGAAGGCCAACUGACCUGGAAAGUCACCAAGGAGAAGGCUAUUGAGGUGCAGUGUGUGUUGCUUAGUGACCUGCUAGUGCUCCUACAGAAGCAAGAUGACAAGAUGGUCCUCAAAUGCCAGAGCAAGAGUAACAUCGCUGUGCAGGAGGGCAAGCAGAUGCUGAGCCCCAUUAUCAAGCUGGACUCAGUUUUCCUCCGUGAGGUCGCCACAGAUCGAAAGGCUUUCUACGUGAUAUUUACCUGGGACAGUGGUGCUCAAAUCUAUGAACUCGUGGCUCAGUCUGUGGGAGAAAUGAAAGCUUGGACUGAUGUGAUAAAGUCAGCGGUAGGUGAUCUGAAAAACAGCGGUGCACCCAUGAGGCUGCCACUGCCUCCAGGAGGUGGAGGAGCUCCCUUCAGUCCCUCCACGCUACACCCUCCUGUGAGCCUGACUGAGAAUGGAAGUUUGAAAAACAGCACUGAUCGAGACAAGGACAGUUUGAAGUCUCCAGAUCCCCGACACAGACUAAUUGAUUUCCUGUCAGAUAAAGGCUUUGACUUGAUAGGCCACUCCAACAGCAUUCAGGAGAAGUUGGCCAGUCGGGCUUUGGAUGAGGUCAUGUCACUGAAAAGACUGUUGAUAGGCAGCAUCAGUCUAUCAGACGACUCAAGGCCUGAUGAAGAAAAUGAAGAGGAGCAAUCAGAGAGGCUCAAUCAAGAAACGGAUUGCUGUCAGCCAACAGAGGAAAAUCCAACCAGAGACAGCGAGGCUGAAGCGGUAAACGUCAACACGUGUAACAAAGAAGGUGAAGAGACGAAAGGAGAUGAAGAGAAGAGCAUCAGUGCUCCCCUGGUUUUAUCCCAGGAGAGAAUGGAGGAAGUGAGCAGGAGGCUGCAGAGCCUGGAGAAACAACUAGAGAGACUACAGAAUGUAGAAGAGGAGCACCACAGGCUGCAGGAGGCUCUUUCCGAGUUCUCGCUGGAACGGGGUAACUUCCAGUAAGACACCAUCACUCCACCUGCUGGCCACUAGGAUUUUCCUGGUCUUGGUUUGGACUGAGUGACUGUCAGAGGCUUUCCUGGAAAUUCCUAAACCGUCAUGCGUCUUGCCUCGACCGCUGCUGCGUUAUUUGUUUGUAUCGAGGCUGUUUUGCAGCCAAGAAGGAAGCUUUCUGCGAGAAGGGAGGGCUUCCAGCACCGUGGAGUGAUUCAGUGAUGGGAAAAUGGGAGGUGUGCACACUUGUAUGUGUGAGUGUUUCUUUGCGUGCAUGCUUGAUAGCUAUAUAAAGAAGAAGAAAAAAAGAGACAUCCUGUUUUUUUAAUGGGAGGCCAUUUUUGCAGAGAGGUGCCACAAGAAAUGAAGCAAUAUUUUUGCUGUGAGAGAGAUGCUGCCUAACAAAAUGUAGUGAUUUCAAUUUGCCGUAACACACAUACGCACACCAGAGACAUGCAGGCUGGGAAAUAAUUUAUGUCAAUGCCAAGAAUAGAUGUAAAAUAUAGGAGAAAGCCUUGAACCGCCAAUGUAGCAUAAGAUGAUGUAUUGAAAUACUACUGCUGAUAUAUAGUGUUAUUUCUAAUCUAUGCCAAAGUACAACAGAGAUGCACUUUUUUUUCUGAACAAAACAAGUUGAACACACACUGUUUUGCAAAAUUUCUAAUUUGUACUCUCUUCAGUAUAGUUCUUGAACAAUUGGGCUUCAUAUAGAGGGCCCUCAUUAUUGAAAAGAUGCAUGCAAGACAGUGUGUGUAUGUGUGUUACAAAGUUUUUAAUUAAGGACAUGUAUGUUUGGAGGGUUCUUACUGUAAUUAGGUCGCAUAAAACAUUUAUAAAUAGGGGAACUAUAGGUAGUCACAUUGUUAAUAAUGAAAACUUGUUUGUAUGUACCGCUUUUAUUUAUUCCUCUGAGUCUUGUCAGGUCAGUGAGUUGCCUCAUCCGAGUAAAGCUGUUACAACACUGGGCCAAAAUGAAAUGGCAACGUACGAGAGUCGGACACGACAAAAGGAAGCAAACCUGAAAUGUGUAAAACGGAUCAAGGCAGAGAGCGAAAAAGAGACAUGGAGGUGUAGUUUAGAUAGCUUUAGUUUGACGGUCAUGAGGAAAUGUGUGGAAAACAGGACGUUAGGAUUUGCACUCUCUGUACUCAAGUAGACACACACACACACAAAUACACACACAUCUACAAACACACAGAGCUUAGAACAGGUGGGCUCACAAAUGCCAGCAUCAUUUCUGCAGCUUCCCUUUGGGAGGGUUCAUAGCUCCUGAUCCAAAACACAGACUUGAGAUGAGGUAAUAAAUUGUAUUAUAUGACAUUGGACACAUAUGUGUAUUAGUAAAAAAAAAAAUCUAUUAUUCCCUGUUAGCAAUAUUUGUAUCAAAAUUGAGUUGUCUUUGCAUUUUAUUGAGCAGUUGAUUGUAAUUAUAGGUAUUGUGAUAUAAUUUCAAACUAGUGGCAUAACUCUGGCUGUGCACACGGGACCAAAGACGAAGUAAAGCACCAUUAGAUCCUCAUUCAAGCUGAUUUUUUUAAUGACAUGCUUCAUGUUUAUAGUACUAUGUCACAAAAGGAGUGGUGGCUCAGUAGUGCAGCUGGCAGUCAGCAGCUGCUUUUCCUCUCCCCAAACUUGUUGCAACUUACUUAAAGGGGCUUUUAGGAGCACAUACGUGAAUGAAGCAGUGGUUGUCGAUACAGAGUUACAGAGUUUUUUUUUUUUCCUGAGAAUGUAAAUUAAAUACCAAGAUAAGGACUGUUGCACUGUUGAAGUCAUAUGACCAAAUCCAGACAGAAUCUGUAGAUUUCUCGCCUGCAUUUCAGUGACGCUCAACAGCAAACCAGUGAAUGAGAGCGUUGUCUUCGAAAUCUGUUUGGGUCACUGACUAAAAGCUGGUGUGACUGCCGCAAGCUGUACUGUACCGUACCGCAUAGAGGACUGGAGAUCAAACACUGCUAACAUUUCUGGUACCGAGCUGAUCCUUCUGUAGAAAACAGAGUGUGGCAACAAGAAAAUGAAGCCAGGCAAGGAUACAGAGCAUCUGUCGAAAAUUUAGAGGAAGGAAAGCUGCCGCCUCAUUCCAAUAAUGUUGCUAUCGCCAACACUGUAAUCAUGAUCACUUCCUGAUAUGCAUUCUCAUCGUUGUUGCCACAACAACAAAUGCUGCCUUUGCGCCUACUGAACCUCAGUAGGUUAACUCAAUCUAGCUACUUGAGUGUCACAGUUUGCAAAAUUAUAGAAGCUUGUGUUUGAACAUUACUGCCAUCUCUCCCCAUGUCUUCCUCUUUAAAACUGCAUGAAUUACAUGAAUGUUAGCUUGAAGGAAAAAACAGCUAUAAAAGUAUGACUCUCCGACCCCACGUGUUUAUUAAGCCUGUUAGCUAACACGCUCACUUCACUUGAUAGCGUAAUCAUCUUUUCAUACUGUACUUCUUUUUUUUUGUUUCACGUCACAUGUUGUGUAUUUAAUUUGCUUUGCUUAAGAGGUUUGGGAUGGUUUUCAGUAGUUUCCCCCAUUAUUUUUCAAAGAAACUUAUGUCAUUAUGUGCUAUGCAUUUGCUGUGUUGGUGAGAGACAGGACUUGUCUGUAACUUGUCUGUGCAUGAAUCGGUCUAACAGUUAUGCAAAUGUUGUAACCAUGACCGAUUCCUGUAAUGUCAACGUGGCCUGUACUGCGACUAUUAAGCUUAGCUAUGGGAUACGUUUAAUUAGACUAUCUCAACCAGGGGGGUUUUAGCUGUGUAACAUUGGUGGUCAGCAGGUGAAAUCCAGUUACCGCCAGCGUACAGUGAUGCAUUCAGGCUCCACUGGCUGAAUGACUACUACAGGCACUUCUCCAUCUCUUUCCUUCAGCUACUUUUCCUCAUGUAUUCUAUUUACGGAAUGUAUAGAAAAUGUAUUUAUAGAGUGGUGCCUUGUUCUGAUGAUAAAGCUGUUUUCUUCAUAAAGGGCUCUUAGGUCAAACACAAUCACUGUUGUUUUGGUGGACUGUUUUUCACUGGGGAGACAUACUGACCAAAUAUCUAAUAAGCAAUGAGAGAUUAUCCCAGGAUUCUGAUCAGGUGUUUUCACAGUUGAGGCUGUGGUUGUAUGUCAUCUUGGUGUGAAUACUCUUUUUUUUUUUUUUUUUUGUCCCUUUCCAUUACAUCAGCAAGAUUUGUGCCCUCUUCCAACUCAGCCAGCCAGUCCAUUGCGUAGAAACGCUCCUUGUCAUACUUGCAUUUGCCUUUUUGUCUAUCUAUAAACAGUGAAUAUACAAGAACUAUACUGUGUAUUUGAGUUUUAAUUUUUAUUGUGUAAGAGGUUCUUUAAUGAUGUAUACCUAAGGAAAAUUUUGGUACGUUCUGUUUUUUUUAAGUCUUCUUUCUUUCUUUUUUUUAAUAAACUGGGGAAAUAAC